CUGUUACAUCCGGCGGUAUUCGCACUAACUGACAGAGCUAACUACAGCCUCUCAGCACCAUCCAACCAGUAGCUUGCUGAGUAGCUUUUAGCUAGCUCCAAACUGUGCCGAAUAUAUAGCAUAUAGCAAAUCUUAUCGAUGAGUCGCAAAAAAAACCACAGUUUCGCCGAAACGGGCCUGUCUCCUGAACUCCACGGUGUCUUCAUGGAGCCUCUCGGAUCAGCGAGCCGAGCCGACGGAGAUUUCCUGGAGCUGGAGCCCGACGAGGAGCUGCUGUGCUCGGUCAGUGACAUCACCGAACACCUCGGUAGAAACAUCACCUUGGUACUGGAAACAGCUCUAUCUGAGAUCCGCAAAAUGGUCAGCAUUAGGAUAAGAGUCCUGAAAAUGGAACUCCGCGAAAAAACUGAGGAAAUCGAAGUAUUAAAGGCCAGACUGGAUACAGUUCAGAGGGAAUGUAGGGACCCUUUCCCCGGCUUUACGUCCAUGGAGACUUCUGCAGAUGUUGGCCUCAAGAAACCUGACAGCUCUGCCAGCAAACACAACAGUGUCGACCCCAGGAGAGCCAAAGCCGUCAUGCCUGGUGUGAAAAAGGAGAACAUAGAUGCAAUCUGCGACUAUUUAAUGAAAGACAAGAAUUCGAGGGGGUGUGCUGAAAUGGACGGUGAUCAGAGCAGCCAAGCCAGCGGCGACAGGGAGGUUCGCCAAGAGCCGGACCCGCACUCCCUCAACCUGUGGCCAGACAGCGGGAUGGCUGGCUCCGGGCAUGGGCACGGAGACUCCGAGUCCGCCACAGAUGACAUCUUCAGCAUGCUUCCCUCUGGCAGCAAACGGAUGUAUGACUAUGAAUGGGUAGCACCCAUGGAGUAUUCUUCAGAACUGAAAGUCAUGAAGGAGUCAGAGUGUGAGAACGCCCCCACUGAUGAGACAGAGGAUGAUGAUGAGGAUGGAACGUCGAGGAGAGAGGGGGGUGGACUGGAGCAAGUCGAGGCCCCACUCCCACAUGACCAGCCCUCUGAGUUCUCCAUAGAGCCUCAGAGCUCUCCAGGGGAGGAAGGGAGUCCCUUGGAGGGCAACACAGACAGGCUCGCAGCAGGCCAGCAGUUCCCCAGCCACACCUAUAUCUGCUCUCUGUGCGGAACCUUCUGCCCUGACUCUGUGUUCCUAGAGGAGCAUGUCAAACUGAUACAUUCAGACUCUGCAGAUAUUCAGGCUUUCCAGGCCCUGCAGUCCACCUGCUCAGCUUCCUCCACCAUGGGAGAUGGCAAUAGUGACCCCAGGAGGGGUGGAGGGGGACAGAACAAGGGCGCUACAGGAGCAGGGACUAGUGCUGACAUUGGUCGGGGUGGGGGGCCAAUGAAAAAGGAGAUUAAAAUCGAGGGCGGGUAUGAAUGUGGGGACUGUGGUCGCCAUUUUAACUAUCUUGGUAACCUGCGGCAGCACCAGCGUAUCCACACCGGAGAGAAGCCCUUCAUGUGUCCAGAGUGUGGAGAGCGGUUCCGCCACGCAGCCCGCUUAAAAAGCCACAGGCUGGUACACAGCGGAGCCCAGAGCCCCUUCCCCUGCCCCCAGUGCGGCAAAGGUUUCUCUGUGCUCUCUGGACUCAAGAGACACCAACGGGUGCACACUGGCGAGAGCCCGUAUGCCUGUCCACAGUGCGGCCGCCGCUUCAAGGAGCUAGGUAACCUGUACACCCACCAGAGGAUCCACAGCGGGGCCACACCCUACUGCUGUCAGCAGUGCGGACGCAGCUUCCGUCAUCUGGGAACCUACAAGAGCCACCGCUGCACCGCGACACAGUAACCAGCCCAGCUGCUAUGCUUUUUACUGUGUUCUCUGAUACUAAGAACUUUAAAGUGGAUGUCAAAGACAGAACAUGUUGCUGACUUUAAGGCAUGUGUCUUCGUUGCGUGGCUCUCUGUUGGAGGUGCUUGUCAUGUACCAUGGCGUUUAUCCAGAAAGCUGCCAGAGCCUUUGUUUUCUGUUACAAUCAUGACCCCCACCCCCGGGCAUCAAGAAAAGCUGCAUUAUUGAAUUGCUGACCGCAGUUUAACAAAAUAAUGUCAACUAAAGAUCCUUGUCCCACAGACGGCAAAAACUUACACCUCUCAUAUUUUAAAGAUGCAAAAUGUUACUUGGAUUAAGUUUCCUUGAUUGACUGACUUCCUGCAUAGUGUCAGAUUCUGUUAUUAUUAUUAUUAUUAUAAUAUUGUGGGAUGCUACAUAUUUAAAGAUCAUUUUUAAGUCAUAAAAAUAAAACAGCAUAAACUGAUA
Molecule: messenger RNA, 2274 nt
Organism: Acanthopagrus latus (yellowfin seabream)
Lineage: Eukaryota; Metazoa; Chordata; Actinopteri; Spariformes; Sparidae
Gene: znf16l
Product: zinc finger protein 16 like
Exons: 3
Coding region: 139-1803 (554 amino acids)
Biological process (GO): regulation of transcription by RNA polymerase II
Cellular component (GO): nucleus
Molecular function (GO): DNA-binding transcription factor activity, RNA polymerase II-specific; RNA polymerase II transcription regulatory region sequence-specific DNA binding
Source: RefSeq, a predicted model, not a curated record